Molecule: messenger RNA, 183 nt
Organism: Funneliformis mosseae
Lineage: Eukaryota; Fungi; Glomeromycota; Glomeromycetes; Glomerales; Glomeraceae
Source: the annotation of a GenBank genome assembly
AUGACUUCUAGAUUACCAUUUCAUCAAAAGCAAUUAUCAAAUGCAAUUGAUGAAUUACAAGCAAUAAUACUUCAACUUAGUGUAGAGAAUUUAUGUCUUAUACUAUCAGAAACAGGAAUAAGUUUUGAUAAUAUUAAGUUUUAUGCUACAUCUGCUAUAGCUAAAUCUGAUGUAAUAAGAUAA